This is a messenger RNA of Brassica rapa (field mustard), 5346 nucleotides long. RefSeq lists its product as uncharacterized. NCBI's taxonomy places the organism in Eukaryota, Viridiplantae, Streptophyta, Magnoliopsida, Brassicales, Brassicaceae. The record is from RefSeq and is a predicted model, not a curated record.
AACCAAAUCCUUCAGAACUUUUCUUUUCCUUGGAUCUAUUUUACGAUGGUUGAUAACAUACGACGAAGUUUUCAAAAUAUCAACCUUGGCGUUAAUGACCCACCGUUGGCUCUUCCGGAAACGGUGGUGAACGAAGCGGUAGCCGAAAACCGUUUCAUCUUGAUUGGGAGGCCGGUCAUGCCGCGUCACCAAAACAUACGAUAUAUCAUUGCAACGCUUCCUCGUAAUUGGGGGCAUGAAGGUGUUCAUGGGAGAAUGGUUGAAGGAAGGCGAUUCCAGUUCAUUUUUCCAUCGGAGACUGCUCUUGAGAUGGUAUUACGCCGAGGUCCUUGGGCUUUUGCAGACAGAAUGUUGAUUCUCGAAAGAUGGACUCCAUCUUUUAAUCCGUUGAUGUUGAAUUUCAUUCCAUUUUGGAUUCAAAUCCGUGGAAUUCCAUAUCAAUUCAUGAGUCAGGAUGUGGUGAUGCACAUUGGGAGGGCACUUGGUAUGUAUAUGGAUGUUGACUACAAUGCAGAAGCGACGGCUCGUAGAGAUUAUGUAAGAGUACGUGUCAAUUGGAAUGUUGAUGAGCCUCUUCGUUUCCAGAGGCAUUUUCAAUUCACACCGGGAACUAACACCCUUCUGCGUCUCACAUUUGAGAGGCUCAUGGGCUUUUGUGAUGUUUGUGGUAUGCUCACCCACGACUCGGUGCCUGUCUCAUCUAGAACGGGGGACCUGAUAAUGGAGAGGAUCAGGAUUCUUCAGAUGAUGAUGAUAAUGAAGGAGGAAGCAACCAUGCCCCAGGAGUAAUCAUUGAGGAGAUCCAGGAAGAUGAGCCACAAAACCAGGAUGCUGAGAUUGGUGACCCAAUUCAAGAAGUGUAUGAGCGGCAGAUUGCAGAGCAAGAGACUGAAGCUGGCAAUGAUGAACUCUGGAGUGGCGAUGCUACGCCAACUUUGGUCUCUGAGAAUUUUACCAUGACUGAAAUGUAUAAUCCGAUGGGACCUUUUGGAGAAAGAAGGAACUAAGAAGCAAGCAGCAAAUGACAAUGUGAGGAAACUCAACACCUUUGAGUAUGGUGAAACUAGUGAGCGAAGGAGUGCAAAGAAGAAUAAGUCUGAGCAUCAAGACGCUUUGGAAGCUGAGGAAAACAUUGAGGAAGAUGGAACGGAAGGUAAUAACACCAAUUUGGGAGGCGCGGUGGGCCCUGAACCACCACUUCCACCAUGAAUACAAUCAGUUGGAACUGUCGAGGUCUGGACAUUGACUCGACAGUUCGACGCCUUAAAGAGAUAUGCAGAAAAUAUCUCCCGGACGUGCUUUGCCUGUCUGAAACAAAACAACAAGAUGAUUAUGUUCGAGAUGUAGGAGCUCAGCUGGGGUUUCUUCAUAGUGUUAGUGUGCCUCCGGUUGGAAUAGGUGGAGGCUUAGUUAUUUUCUACAAGCAGUUUGUACAGCUUAGUGUUUUAUCUCAAUCUCCUAAUCUCAUCGAUUGUAAAGUUUCUAUCAAUGAAAUGUCUUUCUAUUAUUCAUUUCUAUAUGGUCACCCUAAUCAGUCUUUAAGGCACCAUAUCUGGGAAUCUUUGGAACGGAUAGGCAUCACUCGUAGAAGACAACCUUGGUUCAUCUAUGGGGAUUUUAAUGAGAUGCUGGGAAAUAAUGAGAAGAUUGGAGGUAGAGUACGUGCAGAAGCAUCUUUCCAAGAGUUCAGAACGAUGAUCCGCACUUGUGAUUUCAUGGAUAUUCCUUCUGUUGGGAAUCGUUUCUCAUGGGCAGGAUAACGUGGAACUCAUCUAGUUCAAUGCUGUCUGGAUCGUGCUAUGGAAAAUAAGAAGUGUUUUGAUCUCUUUCCGGCGGCUUUGACUGAGUUUCUGGAAAUGGGUGAAUCUGAUCACAGACCACUAGUGACACAUCUACUUGUUGAUAGAGAUAUGCCUAGAAGAUUCUUCAAAAUUGAUGAGCGGUGUAUGAAUAAAGAAGGUUUCAAAGAUACAGUCUGUAGAGGUUGGAGAGGCUCGGGACAAUCUCAAUUACUACAAAUUCCCUUGGUGCAGAGGCUCAGCCGCUGUAGGCAACAUAUUUCGGUUUGGAAAAGAAAUAAUCGUAUGAAUGCAGAAGAAAAAAUCAUUAUACUAAGGAGACGACUAGAUAUGGCUAUGACAUCCCCAUCUUCAUCAACUCAAGAAUCAUUAAGGAGGAACUUAAUCAGGCUUAUCUGGAUGAGGAGAUUUUUUGGAAACAGAAAAGUAGAAUCAUGUGGUUGCUCUCUGGUGAUCGUAAUACUAGAUACUUUCAUGGUAUUACACAAGGAAAGAGGAAACGUAAUACGAUUACUGCUAUACAAGAUGAGACUGGAGUUGUACGGAGAGGGCAUAAAGACAGCUAUUGUGGCUGAGACGUAUUUCCAAAAGCUCUUUACAUCAGAGCAAGUUGAUCAGAGCCAUCAGAGUAGAUAUGAUGAUGUUUUCCAAGGUUUUCAGAAGAGAGUUACUCAAGCUAUGAACCAGGAUCUUACCCGUGAAAUAACAGAGGAAGAAGUGCACACUUCUCUGUUUCAAAUGAAACCAAGUAAAGCCCCUGGUCCUGAUGGAUUUACUGCAGCUUUCUAUCAAUAAUUUUGGGAAGAUAUUAAGGAGGAUCUUAUGCGGGAGAUAGUAGUAUUUUUCAACGAAGGAAGCAUGGAUGAUCAGCACAAUCAUACCAAUCUCUGUCUAAUUCCCAAGGUCUACCCGCCAACUGGUAUGUCAGAGUUCCGACCAAUUGCAUUAUGCAAUGUAUCAUAUAAGAUCUUCUCUAAGGUUUUGGUUAAUCGGCUUAAGAAUCAUCUAAGUUGUAUUAUCACCGAAAACCAGACUGUUUUUAUACCGGAAAGGGUGAUCUCAGGUAACAUUAUUGUCGCCAAUAAGAUUUUUCAUAGUUUAAAGGCACGCAAGAGGCAAUCAACUUCCUAUAUGGCGGUUAAGACAGACAUUACAAAAGCUUACGACAGGUUGGAGUGGAGUUUCUUAAGAGAAGCUAUGCAGCGUAUGGGGUUUGAUAACCGGUGGAUUCAUUGGGUGAUGACAUGUGUUUCCUCUGUCAGUUUUUCAAUCCUGGUAAAUGGUUCACCAGAGGGACACAUCAGACCAGAAAGGGGCAUCAGACAGGGCGAUCCUUUGUCGCCUUAUUUGUUUAUAUUAUGCGCAGAAGUUCUAUCUCGUAUGAUGACAAAGGCAAUGGAGGAUAGAUCAUUACUGGGAGUCAAGAUUGCAAACCAAGCUCCGCCAGUGAAUCAUUUGUUGUUUGCGGAUGAUUCUCUGUUUUUCUCACUGGCAAAUCCCAAAGCUGCUAGAAGUCUAAAGAAGAUCUUUAAACAGUAUGAAGAGAUUUCGGGGCAAGCAAUCAAUCUCAACAAAUCAUCAAUCAUUUUUGGGAAGAAUGUAAGAGCUAUUGCCAAGACAAACGUGAGGAGCAUACUGGGAAUCAAUAAUGAAGGAGGUCACGGAAAGUAUCUUGGUAUCCCGAAACAGUUUUCCAAUAAGAAGAGUGACAUGUUUACUUACAUAGUUGACAAAGUUAAAUCGGUGGUUCAAGGUUGGAAGCAGAGACAUUUAUCACCAGGUGGGAAAGAGGUUUUACUCAAAUCAAUUGCUCUCGCUAUGCCUAUCUUCUCAAUGAAUGUAUUUCGGCUACCAAAAGCAAUCUGUGAAGAAAUAAACAAUAUCUUGGCGAGUUUCUGGUGGGGUUCAGGUGAUAAAAAAGGUUUACAUUGGUAUGCUUGGAAACGGGUUUCAGUUCCAAAAAGAGAAUGAGGUUUGGGCUUCAGAGAUCUAGAGAAGUUCAAUCAGGCUUUGUUAGGAAAGCAAGUAUGGAGAAUUUUACAAAAUCCUACAUGUCUAAUGGCUCGUGUUCUAAAGGCUAGAUACUUUCCUGAUGAAGACAUACUCACUGCUACUUUAAAGAAGAAGGCAUCAUAUGCAUGGAAAUCGAUACUAUAUGGAAGAGAUUUGGUACGUCAAGGCUUGCACUAUAUUGUUGGAGAUGGCUCUUUAGUUAACAUGUGGUCUGAUCCGUGGCUACCUGUGCAUCCUCCCCGUCCUCCUCAAGCAAGGAUUCAGCAAACUCAUGACGUAAAGCUUAACACUUACUUCAAUGAGAACAAGACCGAUUGGGACUACCAAAGAAUAAGAGAAGUGGUAACUGAAGAAGAUUUCAAUAUCAUAGUAUCACUAAAAAUCAGUGGAAAGGCAAGACAAGAUUUAUUGGGAUGGCACUACAAUGAGAAUGGCUUGUAUUCGGUUAAGGCAGGCUAUUGGCUCAGCACUCAUUUACCUACUAAUCAGGUGAUACUACCGGUUUUUGGUGAUCCACAACUUAAACGAAAAAUUUGGAAACACAAGAUGCCUCCUAAAUUCAAGCACUUUGUCUGGAAACUGCUAUCAAGGUCAUUGGCGACAGGAGAUAAUCUUCAAAGACGACAUGUUACAGCCAUUAUGUAAGCGCUGCUGUCAGGACGUUGAAACUGAACUUCAUUUAUUCUUUCAAUGUCCUUAUGCAAAGAUGGUAUGGAGGGGAUCAGGAAUUUCUAACAUGAUUAUUAACUGUCAAACAGCGACCUUUGAGGAAAGGAUGGAAGCUUGUUUCUCAUGUUGUACACCGGGAAUGGCACAUCUACAAGAACUACCUUUCUGGAUAUUAUGGAGGUUAUGGAAGAGUAGAAACCACUUAAUUUUUCAACAGAAGCAGAUACAUUGGAAGAUAUUAAUUCAGUUAGCAAGGAGUGAUGCAAUGGAAUGGAAGGAUAAUACUUGGGAGAGCUCAGGAUUCAUCAGAUUGGGUAAUGUUUCUUCACACAGUAGAUCAGAUCAUAAGUUUUGGAGAAAACCACCGGAUGGAUGGAUAAAAUGCAAUGUCGAUGGAUCCUUCCUUAGGAAUACAGUUGAGAGUAAAGCUGGUUGGGUAUUGAGGAAUGAUAGAGGAGUGAAUAUGGGUGCAGUUCAAUGUGUUGGUAGAAAAGUUCAGAGUCCAUUGGAAAGUGAAAUGCAUGCAAUACUCAUGGCAAUUCAAUACUGUUGGGGCAAAGUAUACAAAAAGGUGAUCAUUGAAAGUGAUUGCAAAAAAGCUAUUGAUAUUCUACAGAACAGAGCGCUACAUUUCGAUCUAUAUAACUGGACAAGAGAGAUACACUGGUGGCAAUCAAAAAUGCAGGAGCUAAAAAUACAAUGGAUUCCUCGAAAAGCAAAUGGUGUAGCAGAUAAAUUGGCAAAGGAGCAUAAGCCUGACGCGCCACCUUUCGUUUUUCAUUCAUAUGUCCCAACUUGUGUUUCUUCUAUGCUACAUGUUGAUUAUGUAAACUUAAAGUUAAUUUAAUAAAGAAUGACGUUAUAA